Messenger RNA from Gadus macrocephalus (Pacific cod), 2885 nucleotides. RefSeq names its product zona pellucida sperm-binding protein 1-like. Gene Ontology annotation, molecular function: acrosin binding; structural constituent of egg coat. Lineage: Eukaryota; Metazoa; Chordata; Actinopteri; Gadiformes; Gadidae. The transcript is spliced from 6 exons. Gene Ontology annotation, biological process: binding of sperm to zona pellucida; prevention of polyspermy. The record is from RefSeq and is a predicted model, not a curated record. Bases 1216 to 2799 code for a protein of 527 amino acids. Gene Ontology annotation, cellular component: egg coat.
CAGGUUUAGAGGGUGCAGGUCAAAGCCUUUGAAUUCAGGCAAUAUGAUGAACUACGGUUUGGGCAUUCCUAAAGAAACAAACUUAACCAGAGCUAGGUUUCUGGAGCUGGAAUAAUAAACAUUUAGCAUGCAAAUAUUUGAUAAACGUAAUUUAAAUUUGCUAAAGGUUAUUUUUUAGAUAAUACUACUACGUUUUAUUGAUUACUAUUGCGAUCAGCUUUUUCGAAGGUCCUUGAGUCAAUAUUGAUGUUCCUCUAGUAGAACUUGGAACCCACUCUCUUAUCGGGACACGGUAACCAGAUCUUUUUAACACACAAAGAACAGGUCGAGCAGACCUUUUCAAAGUUAGAAUUCAGUUUAAUCAGUUUAAAUUACCCAGAUCAAUGACGACUGAUGCUAUGAUGACGAUCAAUGUUUUUUCCAAACCAGGGGUGUUGUUAGGUUUCAUGAACAUCCAGGCCUGCCUGCAAAAAUUUUCAUCAUGCUAAACCUAAAUAAACAAAAUACGCCAUUUAUUAUAGCUUUAAAUAGCUACCUGACUACUGUGCUGCUUAUCCCAGAAUAUCUAAAGUUCCAUUAAAGUUAUUUCAGGUAAAAUAAACACAAGUUAGACAGACCAGCUUUCAUAUAUACAUAGGCCUACAUAUUUAUUUAUAUGGAUCUGACAGGAUAGGAUAGGUUAAUUCACUUGAGGUGGUAAACAGUCUGGUUAUGUUUCUAAACUGUUUAUUCACUUGCCAGAAGGACUAUCUAGAUUCUAGAAGGACUAAACUUUAUUUUGAGAUGUCCCUGGAAUCCCGAUGUUUCUUUCUAAAUAACUAACUACCAUUAGUGACUAGAAUCGUUUCAUCACUUCUAGACUGAAUUGAAUUAAUGGAUUCCAUAGUUACAAGUAAAUAUACCAAUAAAUAUAAAUAUAUAUAAAUAAUUAUUUUGCACCCCAAAAUUAUAUUCGGAGGUAUUUAAAUAAUAUCCGGGGCUUUAGCACCUAAUAAAACAGCCUAGUGACGCCACUGGUUCAAACAUACUAUUUGCUCAAUGUCAAAGAAAAAAUAAGAAACCCUUCUUUACUAAAUGCACUACAAAACAUUAAAUGUUUAAAUGUUUUAUAAAAUGAUACCCCAAAGGUUUAAUAAAAUGUGUUCAUUUAUUUGCCAAACCCAUUAGUAGGCAGCUGAAACGGUAACCAAGUGUGUUGGCCCCUGUGGUCAACAAAUGGGCUGCCAACCUAACAUGUCAGAGCGACCCAACUGCUAUAAAAGCCAGUGGCACUUCUGCAAACUUUCCACAGCAUCGACCCGGCGUUUUUCUGUCCCUUGUUGUGGAACCAUGACCCCCACAUGGGCUUCGGUUUGCCUUUUGGCCACUGCCUUUAGCUGCCUGGCUGACGCUCAGAGUUACCAAAAGCCUCAGCAGAAACCUCAGAACGGGCUGCCCCAGUGGCCCCCGUGGAAGCCAUCUCCCCAGGAUCCCCAGGCUCCUCAGGCUUCCCAGGCUCCUCAGGUCCCCCAGUGGAAGCAAGCUCCUCAGGCUCAGGCUACCCAGGGUGACCAGUUUCAACAGUGGAAGCAAGCUCCUCAGGCUCCCCAGGCUCCUCAGGUCCCCCAGUGGAAGCCAGCUCCUCAGGUCCCCCAGUGGAAGCCAGCUCCUCAGGCUCCCCAGGCUCCUCAGGUCCCCCAGUGGAAGCCAGCUCCCCAGGCUCCUCAGGCUCCACAGGCUCCCAAACGUCCUCAGGCUCCCCAGGCUCCCCAGGCUCCUCAGGCUCCUGCAGUUCAGUGGCCCCCUAGGAACCCCGUAGAUCCUCCCAAGCAAACCCCCAGGCCCCAAGCUCCCACACAGCCCAAACCGCAUCCGCCUGGAAAGACGUCGCCUCCUGAAGACACAGUCCAGAGCUGUGAGGUCGAGGAUGCCUACAAGAUCUAUUGUGGCCGCCAGGGCAUUGCUGCUGACCAAUGUAGAGCUAUCAACUGCUGCUUCGAUGGGAGAAUGUGCUUCUACGGAAAGGCAGUGACUGUUCAGUGCACCAAGGACGCGCAGUUCAUCGUGGUGGUGGCCAUGGAUGCCACAAUGCCACACAUUGACCUGGAAUCUGUGUCGCUGCUUGGAAAUGAACCAGGCUGUGGCCUUGUGGGCAGCAACUCACGCUUCGCUAUCUACCAGUUCCCUGUGACCGGCUGUGGUUCUGUGACCAGGGAUGAGCCUGGGGAGGUCAUCUACGAAAACAGAAUGUCAUCUCUAUACGAAGUGGGAGUGGGGCCCUUUGGUUCCAUCACUAGAGACAGCACCUAUGAGCUGCUCUUCCAGUGUAGAUAUAUCGGCACCUCCAUCGAAGCGCUGGUCAUUGAGGUUCUGUUAGAUGUGGUUCCACAACCGAUUGCCGCCCUUGGACCAAUGCGGGUGGAUCUAAUGUUGGGCAACGGAGUGUGUACCCAAAAGGGAUGUUACGAAGAGGACGGGGCUUAUGAUUCCUUCUACGACGCGGCCGACUACCCCGUGGUGAAGGUCCUCAGGGAUCCUGUCUACGUACAGGUCCAACUGUUGGGCAGGAGCGACCCCUCGCUGACCCUGACUCUUGGCCGCUGCUGGACCACCACCACCCCCGACCCAUAUAGCCUUCCCCAGUGGGACCUGCUGACCAAUGGCUGUCCCUGCCGUAACGACCACUACCAGACGGCGCUGAAGAUGGCCAAUAACGUCGAAUUUCCAUCUCACUACCAGCGUUUCGUGUUCAAGAUGUUCACCUUCGUGGAUCAGGGCAAAUCAAUUCCACUGAGCGAAAAGGUAAUGCGUCCAACUUAACAAUGUGACAGUUUGGUUCUCUUUUCCACCUGAAGUACAGUAUCUGAAAAAAGCCUAAUCUACAUGUUUGGUUCCCAGGUGUUCAU